GGAGCGCGCGGCUUCAGUGGGGCUGGUGUUCCCACCCGAGACUCUGUGGUGGAGCCGAGCCCGGCAAAUGGGCGCAUGAAAAAGAAGAGCGUGGAAAUGGACUGCUAUUUGCGCCGCCUCAAACAGGAGCUGACUUUCUGCUUUACCUUCCUGCGGAGUGUUCCAGCCAAGAUCGGGGGGCUGUGAAGGUCCCCAUUCACUGGGCUGGAGAAUGGGCCGCUUGGCAGAAGCAGGCCUUUUCCCAUUUCCGGCCCUGAACCUCCUUCUUGCUUCCAGAGGGGCUGAAAGGAACAGUGUCGGGAGCGUGAUAUCCAUGAAGGAAGUGGGCGACGGCCUGCAGGACCAGAUGAACUGCAUGAUGGGGGCGCUGCAGGAGCUGAAGCUCCUGCAGGUGCAGACGGCCCUGGAGCAGCUGCAGAUCUCCGGGGCGGGCCCCGCCCCAGGCUGCUCCGGAAGCCCCAGGACGCAGCCGGAGCCCCCUCCGUGGGAGGGCGGCAGAGGUGCCGCCAGGCCCGCUGUCCCCUCUCCCUCCAGCCAACCUCCUCGUGGUGGCGGCGGCAGGUGUCCACCCCCCAGGAGCGUGUGGGGGAGGGAGCUGGCCGCGGGGCCCAGGACACAGCCGCCAGAGCCCCAGAGCCGUGCGCCGCGGCAGCCGGAGCUGGCGGAGCCCGACGACGACUGGACCUCCACGCUGAUGUCCCGGGGCCGGAACCGACAGCCUCUGGUGUUGGGCGACAACGUUUUCGCAGACCUGGUGGGCAACUGGCUGGACCUGCCAGAACUGGAGAAGGGUGGGGACAAGGGCGAGCCCGGGGAGGCAGGAGAGCCCCGAGGAGAGAGGGGCCCGCCCCGGGAGCUGGGCCGCAGGCUCGCGCUGACGGCCAACAUCUUCAAGAAGCUCCUGCGCAGCGUGCGGCCCGACCGGGACCGGCUGCUGAAGGAGAAGCCGGGCUGGGUGACGCCCACGGCCUCGGAGCCCAGAGCCGGGCGCGCGCAGAAGGUCAAGAAGCGGAGCCACUCCAAGGGCCCCAGCCAUCUCCCCUUCCCUGGCUCGGGGGAGCCCCGGCGAGGAGAAAGCCCCUCCACCGGCUGCCCCAAGGCCCUGGAGGCCUCGCCCUCGGGCUUCGAUAUCAACACCGCCGUCUGGGUCUGAAUCCCAGGGACUCAGAGAGCUGACUGCGCCCAAGGGGCCAGGGCCCAGUGCCUCCGGGGCGGGGGUCUGGCAGUGGCUGGAGAGGCUUCCAAAAGCAGGGCUCCAGGUUCCUUUUCUGCAGAAAGGAGGGAGAGGAGGCAGGCGUGCUCAGAGUAGGAUGGGCAGCCCGUGUUUGGAGAGGUUGUGCCCGGCUGCUGGUGGGAGAGUGGCCACACGUGGGGGGGGUGUGUGUCACUCACUCUGGGGCUGGAGGUGGCAGCAGAUGUGCAGGGGGAGGAGCAGGAAACCCUUCUGACAUUCCUCCCCACCCAGCGACCUCACCGAACGUUCUCUGUGGACCAGCGCUCCGGGCCUCUGCUCCCCAGAGAGGCCCGCAAUAAAGACCUUGUCUCUCA
This is a messenger RNA of Phyllostomus hastatus (greater spear-nosed bat), 1548 nucleotides long. It is a transcript of the gene INKA2, whose product is annotated as inka box actin regulator 2. NCBI's taxonomy places the organism in Eukaryota, Metazoa, Chordata, Mammalia, Chiroptera, Phyllostomidae. The transcript has 3 exons. The record is from RefSeq and is a predicted model, not a curated record. Gene Ontology annotation, molecular function: protein serine/threonine kinase inhibitor activity; protein kinase binding. The coding region runs from base 212 to 1153 and encodes 313 amino acids. Gene Ontology annotation, cellular component: nucleus.